AUGUCAGUUUUAAUUGAAAAAACAUUAUUGAAUUUUGGUGAUUUGGAUCCUUAUCCAAAUUUUGAUUUAACAAAAAUCUUACGUCCCGGUUAUGAGAAAUCAGAGGAAUUAAAAACUGCUGAUGAACAAGUUAAACGUUUAUUUACGUUAGAAUUUGGCACUAAAGAUGACAUUUUAGAAUAUUACACGAAUCAUCUUGUCAAAGCUGUUCAACGACAUCCAUUAGAUCAAUCAUCCUAUGAAGUUUUAAUUGCAAAGAUAACAGCAAGAAUUCGAAUGCAUAUUGUUGACGGUGACAAGGAUCCAUUUAGUAUGAAACGACGAAAAACGGUAGGAGAUUUACAUGUGAUGCGUAAUUAUUUAUUAAAUAAAUUAAUGCAUAGUGAUUAUGAUGUUUAUGAAUGGUUAAAAUCGAUAUUACGUAUUGAACAUCAACAUGAAAAUCCAUUUGCUCAAGUUGAACAUAAUGCUCGUGAACUUGAAAGAAUGAAAUUACAACAACAAGCAUUUGACAUUGUGCAAAAGAAAAAAGAUGAACUUAAAUUACGUUUUGCAAAUGAAAAACAAAAAUUUCAGUUGGAAAAAGAACAAUUAUUAAUAGAUAUAGAAAAAGAUUUACAAAAUUUACGGUUAGAUAUAAUAAAAUAUAAUGAAAUUCGAAAACAGAGAACACGAACGAAAGUUGAAUAA
Didymodactylos carnosus is the source of this 690-nucleotide messenger RNA. The record is from the annotation of a GenBank genome assembly. Lineage: Eukaryota; Metazoa; Rotifera; Eurotatoria; Philodinida; Philodinidae.